This is a messenger RNA of Ficedula albicollis (Collared flycatcher), 1271 nucleotides long. It is a transcript of the gene SCAMP1, whose product is annotated as secretory carrier membrane protein 1. Gene Ontology annotation, cellular component: trans-Golgi network membrane; recycling endosome membrane. NCBI's taxonomy places the organism in Eukaryota, Metazoa, Chordata, Aves, Passeriformes, Muscicapidae. The coding region runs from base 111 to 1130 and encodes 339 amino acids. The record is from RefSeq and is a predicted model, not a curated record. The transcript is spliced from 9 exons. Gene Ontology annotation, biological process: protein transport.
ACACCUGCGGGGGGCACACCUGCGGGGGGCACACCUCGCCGGGCACUGCCGGGGCGCCGCCGCAGGCGCAGAGUCGCCGCCCGGCACCGCAGCGCCCGCCUGCCCUCACCAUGUCGGACUUCGACAGCAACCCCUUCGCCGACCCGGACCUCAACAACCCCUUCAAGGAUCCUUCUGUUACACAAGUGACAAGAAAUGUUCCUCCAGGGCUUGAUGAGUACAAUCCAUUCUCUGAUUCAAGAACACCUCCUCCAGGAAAUGUGAAAAUGCCUAAUGUACCCAGUACCCAGCCAGCAAUAAUGAAACCAACAGAAGAACCAUCUUCCUACACACAAAUAGCAAAGGAGCAUGCCUUGGCCCAGGCAGAACUGCUAAAACGUCAAGAAGAACUGGAAAGAAAAGCAGCUGAACUAGAUCGCAGAGAAAGGGAAAUGCAGAGUCUCAAUCAGCAAGGGGGUAGAAAAAAUAACUGGCCACCUCUUCCUGAGAAUUUUCCUGUAGGUCCUUGUUUUUACCAGGAUUUUUCAGUAGACAUUCCUGUAGAAUUCCAGAAGACGGUAAAGAUUAUGUACUAUUUGUGGAUGUUCCAUACAGUGACACUCUUUCUUAAUAUCUUUGGAUGUUUGGCCUGGUUUUACGUUGAUUCUACACGAGGAGUUGAUUUUGGAUUGAGUAUUCUCUGGUUCUUGCUUUUUACCCCUUGUUCUUUUGUCUGCUGGUACAGACCACUUUAUGGAGCUUUCAGGAGUGACAGCUCAUUCAGGUUCUUUGUGUUCUUCUUUGUAUAUAUCUGCCAGUUUGCUGUACAUGUACUUCAAGCUGCAGGAUUUCAAAGAUGGGGAAACUGUGGGUGGAUUUCAUCUCUUACUGGACUUAAUAAGAGUAUUCCUGUUGGCAUUAUGAUGAUAAUCAUAGCUGCACUUUUCACAGCAUCUGCUGUUAUCUCGCUAGUUAUGUUUAAAAAGGUGCACGGGCUGUACCGCACGACUGGCGCGAGCUUUGAGAAGGCGCAGCAGGAGUUUGCCACGGGAGUGAUGUCCAACAAAACUGUACAAACCGCUGCGGCCAACGCCGCCUCGACAGCGGCCACCAGCGCAGCUCAGAACGCCUUCAAGGGUAACCGGAUGUAGAGGAACAAAGUCGCCGCAGUUCUCUUUCGCUGUUCUUUAUUUUUCAGUCACUUACUGUAUUCCCUAAAUGCCUAGGUCAAAAUUCACACAGCAUGUUUUUCUCUUCUGCAGCUGUGCAUGGGGAAAUGUUUGGUUUAUUUC